UCGCAGUCACAUACCGUUCUCAACUAUCGCUAAGCGCAGAACGAUCGACAAAUUAUAUUAGUGUGAUCAAAGCGGUGUCUUGGUUUUUUUUUCUUUCAAAAAAAAAAAAAGAAAAACCUACACCCUCCUCAUUAAAGAACAAUAUCGUCCGGUGAAAUCGCUCCAUGGAGAAAUUACAAACCAUCAAUUAUUCAUCUUUCAGUUCGGUUUUCUGCAAAUCCCGUGUCAUUAUCACGUUAUCGUUUCCAGUGACAUUUCGAAAUAAACAAACAUCAGGUGUUACAACGUGAGAAAGGGAAAUUCACGCCUCGGUAUAAAGAGGGAAAAAGUCGACAUUUUCUUUUCUUUUUUUUUUGUAUUUUUAAUAUAAAGUGCCAAGUGCGUGAAUUCUUGAUAAACCAGCUUCUUUUUUUUCUGUUCAUUGACAGGUGCAUCGUCAAUUUAUCAUAAUCUUUUUCUCUUUAAUGAUUUGCGUUACUGUUGUCAUUAACUGCUUGAAUGAAAGUCAGGAAGUUUGUUCUUUUUAAAAAAGACCAAUUGUAGGAAAAAAUUUUUUAUUUCUUUUAGAUGUGUACUGAAUUAUAGAAAGCCGAUAUUCUCUUGCGCCACGUGCUUUUACAUGUGCACUCUCUUUAAGUAAUUAUUUGAUUGAUUCUCAAGUGUCAUUGCGGAAAGUAAACGAAUAUUAAUUUAUAGUUAAAUUUGUCUGGUAUAUUAUCAUUUGAUAUUUAUACAAUUUCUUCUUUUUUUUAAGCCAAGGUCUUUUAUUUCUCCCCUUCAUUUGUUUGUCUUUCACUUUUUGCGAAUUGUUCUCAUCCUUCUUGAAUUUUGAGGAAAGAAAUUAUUGAAUCAAAUGAUGUGGAAUAUUUUUUAUCGGCGUAGCUAAUAGUAAUAACAAUAGUAACAACACUGGUAAUAACAGUAAUAGCAAUAGUAAAAACAAUAGUAAUAACAGUAGUGAUAACAAUAGUAAAAACAAUAGUAAUAACGGUAGUGAUAACAGUAGUAAAAAAUAGUAAUAACAAUUGUAAUAAAACACUGGUAAUAACAGCAUUAUCAAUAGUAAUAGCAAUACUAAUAACAAUAGUGAUAACAAUAGUGAUAUUAAUAGUAAAGACAAUAGCAAUAUUUUCAGUAACAACAAUUGUAAAAAAAUUGUUACAAAGUAGUGUUAAUAAUAGGAAAUCGCAAUAGAGGUGCAUAAUUAUAAAUCAUAAGAUGCAAAAAACAAUUAUGUAAAGGGUAAAAAAAAUUUGUAAUUUAAAGAUUGUCUUUGUAGCUAAGAAAUAAUAGUAACAAUUAGCUUAUAAAUAAUAUAACAGUAAAUUUUAAAAACUAUUUGCCUUGAGUUGUAUAAUUUCCGCGAGAAGUUGAGAGUAAAAAAAAGUCAAGGACACCUCGAAAAAAGAAGCUGGUCGUGAUUUAUAAUAAAUUGACGACGAAAUUAAUGGAGAUUAUUUUAAUAGGGAAUGUCAUCCGGAAGACGGAAAUUGGUGAUUAGAUUUUGUAUUAUUCUUGAUUGUAAUUAAAUGUUCGUUGGCGAAUUUAAGUGCGUGAUUGCGGUAAAACUUUCUCUAAAACGAUAUCAAUAAUAUAAAAUAUAAAAUUAUUUCGCAUUUUUUUUUUUUUUGUGUAAAUAUCAGUUUUUAUCGAAAAGGAACUAUGUGAAAGAUUGGUGGACGAUCGAAAAAUGGGUUGAUUAGUUUGUGAACACUUGGAUAUUAUAAUAGAUGUUCAUGGAUGUUGUAGUGUCAUCUGUAACAAAAACACAUUCGGAUAAAACGAGCUUAAUAGUACUUGGAGCUUUAAUUAAAAAGAAAAAAAAGAAAAAGUAUUCUCGAGAGUCUGAUGUUUGUCACGUAUUGUCAGUCGUCUUAUAACAUAAGAAUUGAAAUCAAUUCAUUUUCCAAAGAGCAUUUCACUUUCGAAGAAGUGUAUAUUAAUUUUCUUGUUACUUUUCUAAGAACGUAUUGUCACUUUAUAUAGUUUUCGAGAGAAAACUAGAUUUUCAAAGAAGUGCAUUAUUUUUCAUGUUUCUUUGAUGCUGAUCAAAAGUUUGAGAAGAAAAAGAAAUACUACAGUCGUUAUGAAGAUAAAGAGAGUUGGCAAUUAUUGACCAAACAACAUGAAGAUUAAUAGCUGCAGAAUUAUAGAAUUAGAAUUUUUUUGAUAUAAUUAUACCUCAAUACAUUUAAUGGUCAAGUGGAAAUUUUCUUUUUGAUUUUAGUUUUAAAAAAGCUCGUUAUUUUAAUGUGAUAUGAAAAAUAGUUUGUGAAGAUUCUUUUGGGAAAUAUUUUCGACGACAAUUGUUUGAUACAAUGCUAAACUGCACUGACCUCGAGUGCAUUCUGCACCAUCAUCACUAUCAUGCUCAUCUUCAUCAAUUACAAUCUUAUCUUCCUGGAGAACUUGAGGAAGACGGCCUCUCAACUGCACCUGAAAAUAUUAGGGAUGGGAUUAAACAACACGAAAAUGAUACGAUCCCUCCAUCGGAGAGUGUGUAUAUGCUAUGUGGCGUCGUAAUAGCGAUGGUAUUAGUUGGAGUCAUUAUUGUUCUCUUGGCCGUUACUAUCAGUAAGUUGCGGAAGAGGGAGGAUCAUGCCAAUGCUCAACAUCCUGAACCUGUUGUUCAAACGGCAACGCCAGGCAAUAAUGUUGUCUCACAAACAACAACGACAACAACAUCGUCAUCGAGUCCUGUUGAUGGUUGCUGUACGCAAACAACAGUCCUGACGACGUCAACAACGGCGGUCGUCACGAUGGACAGCAAUGGUGUUGAGCCGGAUCCAAUUUUCACCACAAAUACAGCAACGGCCGAACAAUUUAUUUGGCAAUUCCCGCCACCUUAUCCACCGCUUAAUACACCGCCACCUCAGUAUACACUGUACAAUGACCAGGAUACUCUUGUACAUGGGCUCUCGGCGGAUAGGCAGGGUUUUGCAAAGGGCUUCCGAAAAAAUCUCGGAGGACGUUGGCGUCGUUUGGUGAAAAGAAAACCGGAAACGGACACAUGUGCGUUUCCACCAGAAAUCAAGGAUCAAUUGAAGACCAUCUAUGUGUAUUGACAAUCUCGGGAGGGGAAAAAAAAAUAAGAAGAAGAAGAAGAAAAAAUGGACCAUUACCACUACGUUGUUGGACCCAUUUUUUUUCUCUUUACUAUUAUUAUCAUCUGUGAACCUUCCACUCGAUAAUCUAUGCUUUCCUGUAUUGUAAGAUAAUUAAAAUGACGAGAGAUUUUCAAAGAAUGUGCUGUGAGAAUGAAUUGAGUGCUUGUGUGACUUUUUUUUUUGUAUGCGUGUAACUGUUGUUUUUUUUUAAGUGAAGAGCGACCAUUGUCAAAAAAAAAAAAAAAAGAAUAAUUGUAAAGUAAAAAUCAGCAAGAGAAAUGGAAUAUUAUGUAAUUUCUGUAGAAUAAGUUCUAGGCUUCGGUUGUUAGAAAAAAAUGGCUCUUGGUCGAUUGUAACGCUUCGCAAUUUCUUGAUUUUUUUGAUUUUGUAAAUUUUUCUUUUCAAUUUUAAUUAACUAAAUUUAAACUUUGGUUUUUAUUGCUAAUUCCAAUUACAGUACUUUUACAUUAUUUUUACAUUUUUCACGGUAAAAUUGCGUUACAAUUAAAUUACAUAUACAUUACAGUCAAGUUUUUUGAAUUUUUAAACUACUUUUGAAUUUUUUAAACUAAAUUUUUUGAAUUUAUUUUAAAAAAAUUUUUGAAGUUAGAAUUUUUUACACUACAAUUUAAUUUUUUAGAUUACAAUCGAGUUCUUUACAUUUAAAUUAUAUUACAUUUACAUUGCACUCAAAUUACAUUUACAUUACAAUUAAAUUAACAGAAGAAUUCUUUAAAGUCAGAGAAUUCUUUCUUUGAUUUCAAAUUCUUCGAUUCAGACGAACUCUUUUUUUUUGGAGAAUUUAUUUCUUUUUGAAAAAAGAAACUGAAAUAAAAAAAAUAUUGAGAAAUUGUGAAGUGAGAAUUAGGUGUGAAACAAUACAUAUCAUAAGAGCACAGUGCCUUACUAGAAGCACCAAAACUGGAGAAUUAGGCCUUUUACAAUUUUAAAUUAAAACGAACCACUUUAGAUCGAUUUGUAUUGUCAAUUUUAAAAAAUACCAGAGUGCCUUUCUUUAAGAGAGAAUUUUAGUCAAAUUUAGUCAAAUUUAAUCAAAUUUAAUCAAUUUUACUCAAUUUUAAUAAAUUCUAGUGAAUUUGUCCAACUUUUUGUAGAUUUCUGUAGAUUAUUGUAGAUUUUACUGUAGAUUUUUCAGAUUCGAUUUUUCCAUUAUUCUCCAGUUAGGGCUUUAAUAAUUAAGUGCACACUAAAUUAUCCGACCAAGAAAGUGCCUUUCCUUCCCCCUCGAAACAUUUUUCAUCAUCAACAAAAAAAAGGGGGAAGUAACGCGUUAUUUAUUUGCAAUUAGUUCCGCUAUUACAUUGCUAGCGGUAUAUACCAGGAGCGCUGAGGAAAAACGAUUGAUCCGUCCAAGUUCUUUCGUUAAAUAUAAAAAAUAAGGCGAUUAUUUAGAAAAAAAAAAAAUAAAUAAGAGCAAGUUUAACGGUGAAGCUAGCGAUGAGUGGCGGAAUUAAUGUGUCUCUCGUUUUGUCAACGGUAUUUAAUAGACGCGAAUAGAAAAUACGAAUAAAACUGGAGUCGUUGAACUUGUGGUUCCGCUGAACGACGUGGCGCAAAAAAGAAAGAAGAAGAACUUGAUGAGACUGAAAAAAAAUAAAAGAAAAAAAAGAAGAAAAAAAAAUAAAUAAAUAAACGUAAAGUGUACGACAAAACGAGUUACCUCGUAGCUUUUGUGUACGUUUUUACACACUCGAUUAUAGUUUUUAGAGAGACUAACUGCGAAAGAAAGAAAAAUAUUAGUAUUAUUGUACACCGAGAAACACACGAGCCUUGGGUGCUGCCUUUCCAUAGGCUUUCUUUAUUCUUCUUCUUUGUCAUUUGCAUCUCUUGGCAGCUCCGCGCUCAGUGAUCAGGUGUAUAGCAAUAAAAAAAAAAUCGCAUUCGCCUUUAAAAAAUCUUGUACAGCUAAAUCCUCGCACUGAGUUUGUUCUGCGUUUGUCGUUACUUUUUUCAUUUCUUCUUCUUACACAGGAAGUGUAAAUGUAAAAAGUCAAUUUUCGAAAAUGAAAAAAUCGACAUUUGCUUUAUUCACUCAUGUGUUUUUUUUUACGGAUAAGGCCGAAUAAGACUAUUGAAAAUGAAUAAGAAAAAAAUUGCAAAAAAAACGAUACGACUCAUAUUGAGUCCUUAUCAUUACGAUAAUAUGGUAUUUUAGUUGAAUUGUUGUAUUAAAUGGCGUUACUCAAAUUCAAGAAUAAAGAGUCGCGAUUCUUGACAUUAAUAAUUAAAAAACAAAAAUAUUCGAACAUUUCGUGUUGUUCGUCUUCGUAAAUAGUUAAUUUUUUAAGUGAACAGAAUGUGAACAGAAAGAAAAAAAAUUUGUCAAAAUUUUUUCUUUUAGUAUAUUUGUAUAUUAAAAAAAAGGCCAGGUAUUUGGACCAAAUACAAGUGGAAAAAUUAUAUUUUCUUCUAUUAUCUUUGUUCCUUUGUAGAGAUUAAACAACAGUGAUUUUUAGAAUUUAAGAAUUAAAAAAACAGGACAUUAAAAAAUGUGUAAAUAGAGAAAAACAAAAAAUGUAUUGUGUAUACGUUUAUUUAAAUCUGCGGUUAGGCAUAAUAUAUGAUACCGUAUUAAACAACGAUGUGAUUACAUAUCCUCCCUCUCCAUCUCCACCAUUGUAUAUCAUUCAGUUUCUGUAAUUUCUUUUUUUUUCUUUUUUGUUUUUGUAAAGAAUACAAUAGGAUGAGGCUGCGUUCUCACUUACCUAGUCACUUGUUUAAUAAUGCGAAAAAAAAGUUGUUUCACUAGAUUUAUUUCUAAUGUGCAGCUUCUUUAUUUUUUCCAACAACAUGUCUAAAUACAACAAUAUCAAAUAAAGUAUUAAAAUAUGA
Molecule: messenger RNA, 5960 nt
Organism: Leptopilina heterotoma
Lineage: Eukaryota; Metazoa; Arthropoda; Insecta; Hymenoptera; Figitidae
Exons: 5
Coding region: 2319-3065 (248 amino acids)
Source: RefSeq, a predicted model, not a curated record